AUCAGUGUUGAGCUUUCGGUCAGAGCUGACUACCUCCCUCAAACUACACAGCAAAACAGCAAAACAGCAACACAGAAAAGUGUGGCUGACUGAACGAAGCUGAACGGGUGUGAAGUGCGGUGCAGUGCAGCUACAAAUUAAAGUUAUCAAACAUAUGCACUCGUCUAUGUUUGUUUGGGACCACGAUUACGAUGCGUCUGGUGUUCAGUGAAUUUUGAUUUUUGAUUUUUGCCAGGAGCCAUCAUCGACUGAUAGUCAUGACUUGGUCAUGUUUUCAAUGAAUUGAAUUGAAUUGAAUUGAAUUGUUGUUAAAACGCAACGAUUUUGCUUUCAGAACAGUUGCCCUUUUUUUCACUUAUUUUUUUUAUUGGUUUUUGCUAAUUGUUCGGUGUUUUUUCUUGGUGAAUUCGGGAAUACUUGCUCCUGUUUUUGUUGUUGCCGCAUCCAGACGGGAAUAAUAAAACCAAAAAUAAAAAAAAUAAUAAAAAGAAGCACAUUUCUUGUAUGCAAAUUAAAUCAUUUGCUUAUUGUGCAGUCCAAAAGAAUAUUUUUCGCCCCUUGCAAGUGUAAAAAAGAAAACAAAACAAAAAUAAUAAUAAUAAUCACAACAGUGUGGGGCCGCAAAAAAAGAUUCAAAAUUGAACCUGUUCUGUUGUAGACCCGCACUGGGAGUGGUGGAGGAAUAAGCUGAGGGGCCGUGGGGGCAUCUGGAGAUUGAGUUCAUUGAAACGCUGCGUCAUGUUGUUGUUGCUGCCGCUGCCAUCGGAAACAUGUCUAGCAACAACAGGAAUGGCAACAACAACAAGCACUGCCAGCAACAGCGGAAACUAAUUUGCAAGAAUCAUAAAAGCAAACUCAGAAUCACGAGACAAUAAAAGCAUAACAAAGUAGAACUCUAUUAAGCGGUUAUAUGACCACCAGAUCAAAGUGGAACAAGAUCAGACCAACAGCAGCAGCAGCAGCAGCAGCAGCAGCAGCAGCGGCGGACACAAAAGGCAAACUAGCUGGAAAAUUGCUGCAUUUUUUUGGUUCACACCAAAAACAAGAAACAAACAAGAGAAGAACAACAACAGCAACAACAACUAAACACAAACAGAACGCACACAAGUGUCUCCAUUUUCGUAUGCGAAAAAACCUUUCUGUGAUAUUCCAAGACCCAAAGAUGGCAUCGUUAACCUUGCACUUGAUAGUGAUAACUGUACUGGCGGCGGCGGUGAUGACAACGGUGACGGCAACAGCGGCAACAGCAGCAACGCGGCAGCGGAGCAGAGGAGUGUCGGCAGAGGUGAAGGGAGUCGAACGCGAGGGAGAGUCGGCAGCAUCGACGACAAGCACCGAAGUGCCAACGCUGCGGGCGCCCCGACAGCGCCGUCCACCCACCACGCAAUCGAUUGAGAUCCCGUUGCUAUCCAGUCGCAGUCGCAGUCGGAGUGUCAGCCGCAGCAGCACCAGCACCACCACCGCCACGCCGGUGACACAAACUGCAGAGAAGAAGCUGCUGAUGCAGGAGCAGCAGCGUCGCCGCUUCUCUACAACAACAACAACAGCUGCUCCAGCAACAGUCGCACCUUCGGCGCGCCCUCUGCGGGACCGUGGAAGCGUGCGAGGCGCUCGUCAGCCCCGCGACACGCCUGCGCUGAGCAGCGAAUUCGGCGGCAGCAGCAGCAGCAGCAACAGCAACAGCAUCAGCCGCAGCUGGGGCCAACCUCUACAGCAAGCUCUGCCCACCCACUCCGUCCUUCCUGCUGACCAUUUCGCCUACAUAUCUUCAAAUUUCACAUCAACGUCCAGUUUGGCUUCCCGCAGCGGCGGCGGCGCAUUAAAAACGCCGCGCAUGAUCCAUAGAUUGGUGGCUGGACACAUACAGAAUGCACAGGGACAUUCCACCUACGAGGUCUCAGCGGUGAGUGCCAACAGCUCGCACUCGGCCUCCACGUACCAGCCAACAACUACAACGACAGCCAGAUCCGCAGCGACAGCGACAGCGACAGCAACAGCUACGUCAAGGCAACCGUCGGCGUUAAGGGGCAAGGGCAAGGGCAAGGGCAAGGCAAGCAGCAGCUAUCGUCUGGCCAAGCCAUCACCAUCGCCACAACCAGCAGCUGCAUCAGCUGCACCUUAUGUCAACGAUGACAACGACAAUGACGAGGCCUUGCUGAAUGAGGCUGAAGAUGACAGCUUUGACAACUGGGACAACGGGAUAUUGCGGCUGAGUGCGGGAUCGGGGAAGGAGGCGGAGGCGGAGGCACCUUCGAAGAAGCCGUUCAAGGAGGACGCGAAAAAGACGCUGGCCGACCAGGUGCGGGAUGGCAAGUAUGGGCUGAUCGAAAAGGAGCUCUUCCGGCGCAUACCCAAGCGGCCGGGGGUGCUCAGCUAUGCACGCAACUCGGAGGUACCGCUGGACAACGAGCGCAACUACGGGGGCCUCAACGAGCAGGACAUCUGGCUGGCCGAGGACCAUCUGCUCGUGAUUAAGGGCGGCAGCCUCAAUGAGGAUGAGGAUGAGGGCGGCGGCCAAUGGCCGGCCAUCGACGACUAUGAUGCGCCGCCGCGACAAAUCAAGCUGCCGGCGAAUCCAGCGGUGCCGCCUCCCUUUCCCGUGCAGCUCGAGCCGCACGGGCCGCUGCAGCUUAUCCGAGAUAAUCAACUCGAGAUCCUCCAUUCGCCGCCUGGCAAUGCAACGCUAUCCGCUGACACGUCCAAGCAGGCGCCCAACCAGGGCCACGCUCCCGCCCCGGCCCACGCGUCGCAUCCUGCUGCCCGGGCGGGAGCGGCAACAGCGUCUAAGGCAGCUGCCGCAGCGCCCCCCUACGUCUAUCCGGCACCCUAUGCCCCGUGGCUGCUCUACCCCAACGAGACGACCCCGGGCAAUGGCCUGCUGAGAUCGUCACCCCCGCUGCUGGGUCCCUGGCUGAUCAACGGGCUGCACGGCAAUGGCUCGCUGCCGGGCAAUGCGGCGGCACUUCCUGUCAAUGGCAGCGACUUUGACGAGGACGAUCCCUCGCUCUACUAUCCGCCUGCGUAUAGCUUUGUGUACAAAAGCAACUACUCGAAUCCGGUGCCGCCGGGUCCGCUGGUACCUGGCAUUGUCCUGCCACCGCCGCCGGAUCACUUCAGCCGCCUGGACAGCCACUCAGACGGCACCACCACUCGCAGACCACACCACACAACUAGCAGCAGCACCACCACGAGCAGCACAACGACCACAACUACCAGCAGCACCACCAGCACCACCACACCACGUCCGGCAACGUCCCCGCUGCCGCUUAGGACAUCGUACAAGCCCAAGUACAAUGCCAUCAGCUACCUGCCGCCUCCCCCUCGCCAGCACCAGCACCAACAACAGCAGCAGCAGCAGCAGCAGCAGCAACACCACCACCACUCUGCUCCCAAGUACGUUGAGCGGGUGCCGGUGCCCGUGGCGGUGCCCAUACCCAUUUAUCCCAUCAACUACACGCCCCGACCCCAGGCACAGCUGGUGUUCGUGCCCAGCUCCACGGAGGGCAAGUCCCAGGAUGCGGAUCCGCCGCUGUCCAAGUCGAAUCCCAUCUACUACGAGUACUUCGAAGCGAAGCGACAGCCGGGCUCCAUCAAGUCCAAUGUCAUCGAGGACUUUCUGCCCACAAAGCCACCGAAGCCACCGAAGCGCCAUCACCUGCACCAUCACCUGCACUACAAGGCAUCGGUCAGUCCGACCAACGAUGUCACGGAUGUCGUGAACAUCACUCCCAAGCCGCGCAAUGCCCAGCUCCAGCUGAGUGCGGAGUACGACGCCGCUCUGGGCCAGCUGCUGAGGAGCAAUCUCAUAUCGGCAGCGCCUGCAACAGCCACAGGAGCAGUCAUCGGAUCGGGCCGCUUCCAUCCACCAGACUUUGACAAGCAGCCCUUCCUGCCCAUGGUGAACUACAGUGCGGAUGAGCAGGAUCAAAAUGCCUUCAAGGCCAUCGUUUAUCAGCCUACUUCGUCGCGCCAGCGACAGCUGAGAGUGGGAAAGCAGCAGCAACAGCAGCAGCUUCAGCAGCAGCAGCAGCUUCAGCAGCAUCAGCAGCUUCAGUUGGACUCCACGGAGGACUCCUAUCUACCCGAGCGACAGCUGAGAGUGGGCAAGCAGCAGCAGCAGCAGCAGCAACAGCAGCAGCAGAUCUACGAGCCCCAAAUCUUCAGCACUCCAGGGCCAGGACCACACUACGUGGACGAUCAGGUCAGGGGAGGAGUCCAUCUGCGACCACCUGCACCUGUUCAGACUGGCACAUUGCAGUUCUGGCAGCGUCCGCCGCCGCAGUUCAAGCGCGUGCGACAAGGCGGCAAGCAUCAACAUCCUCAUCAGCAUCCUCCUCCGCAUCCACACCUUCACCCCUAUCCGCCUUACUUUGUGCCCAGCUAUCCAAGUGCCCCGGCCGGCGAGCCUCUGUACCGCCUGGUGCCCGUGGCCCAGCACAAGCACUGGCGCAGCAAGCCUCAACAUCCUCCCCAGCAUACACAGCAGACCCAGCAGCAGUCGCAGCCCAUUCAGGUGCAUCCCCAGGCGCAGUCCUAUCCGGACAGGGCCGUCAACAUUGGCCACAGCCUGGCCGGUGACAUUUUGGUCAACUACAACACCAACAACCAGUUCAACUCCCAGGCGGAGCUAGUGCCACAGGCUCAGUUGGCAGCGCCACCGCCACAGCCACCGCCCCUGUCCUACCAGGCCCAGAGUGGCCAGGGUCAAGGGGGUCCGCUCUGGUCGGAGCGAGAGAAGCCAGCGCGACAGCCGCGUUCCCAGUUUACGGAGCAACAGCAGCAGUAGAAGAUGGAGAUGAAGAUGGUUUCUAUGUCAUUGAUAAGCGUAAUGUCAAAAUGUGAUCCACAACUAGGCCUAGCAUGUCCCAAAAAUUCAAUUGGAGUAUUGCUGAUGGUGGGUGAUGCUGCCUCAUUUUCGCUUCUUUUGCAAGUAUUCAAAGUUCUCCAUUCCGACCAAAGUAUUUCUGUGGCACAUGGAUAAGUAGGGAACAGAUAUUCCUUCCACUGCAACCACAACAGCAUGCCCGGAUGAGGCUCUCUCAUUGGGGGCGAUGCACAAAUAGAAAGUGGGAUCUGUAUGAAUUAAAUUGAUUUCUUUCCUUUGUAACUUUUUGCACUGCUUCCCCGAGUUCUUUUCUACCAAUUAUAAAUAAUUAUAUUAUGUAGAGCUGGUCAUUUAAGAUAAAUUAUAACUUGAGGCCUGUCGGUGGAGUCGAGUGGAGUGGAGUGGUGGCCCCAGUGACCUGACGGUGAUCCAUCCAAACUGAAGGUGUGCUUCAAGGCUUUUAGCAAAACUUAAUAAAUACUAUCUAUAUAUAGAAAUGUGUUAUAUAGACAUACAUAUAACAAUAUGCAAUAUAUAUAUAUAUUCGUAAACCUAUGUACAUAACGAUGAAGAUUAUGCAAAAUAAUCGGUGGCCGUUAUUCGUGCGUUACACAAAACUUAGUUUAGUGGAGAAAGAAAGCAUAAUGGACGUCUUUGUUUGAUUUUCCUUUUCCUAGCCUUAAUUUUCUGUUCAUACACACACACAUACACAUGCUAUACCAUAUAUACUAUAUGUACUAUUUAUUGUUUUCCUUUGAAUGUUUCCAAAAUCAAUGCGAAAUUUUGUAUAAAAGCCAUAACAACUAAGGUCACAGUAAGUUAAUAGCAGCGCUGCAAUAAUCACGCUAUGCAACUAAUAA
Messenger RNA from Drosophila guanche, 5685 nucleotides. RefSeq lists its product as uncharacterized. Bases 911 to 4786 code for a protein of 1291 amino acids. The transcript is spliced from 4 exons. The record is from RefSeq and is a predicted model, not a curated record. Lineage: Eukaryota; Metazoa; Arthropoda; Insecta; Diptera; Drosophilidae.